AUGGCUUAUAUAAUCAAUCAAGCACGAAUAAGACAGCGAUCUCUCGUUAUAACCCUUCUUGACCUCAAGAAUGCGUUUGGUGAAGUAAAUCACAAUUUAAUCCAAUCUGUUCUAGGCUAUCAUCACAUACCUCAACAUAUUCAACUCAUGAUUAAAAGCCUCUACACAAACUUUAAAACAUCAAUCAUCACAUCUGAUUUUAACACUCCAUUUGUAGAGGUAGGUCGUGGAGUUUUGCAGGGAGAUUGCCUCAGUCCAUUACUAUUUAAUCUAUGCUUUAAUACUUUUAUCCAGCACAUAAAAUCGGAGAAAUAUCAACAGUUUGGUUUUUCCUAUAAACUUCUCAACCCAAUUCAUUGGUUCCAGUUCGCUGACGACGCAGCCGUAAUAACCGGCCAAAAAUCUGAAAAUCAACACCUACUAAACCGUUUUGCAAUUUGGUGUCAAUGGUCAGACAUGAUUAUUCGAGUAGAUAAAUGUAGCACCUUUGGCAUCAAAAAAGCUCUUACCAAAUCAGUUCAAUACCUCCCUAAGUUAAUCAUUAACAAGUCUAUUAUUCCGGCUAUUGAAAGUGGAAAAUCAUUCUGCUAUUUAGGAAGGUACUUUAAUUACGAAAUGACAAAUAAUGAACAUAAAUCGGAAUUUGUAUCCCUAUUGACAGACCUAAUGAAAGAAAUAGAUCUGAAGCCAUUACAUCCGAGAAACAAGAUUCUCCUGUACAGUCGCUACGUUCUUUCAAAACUCUCAUGGCAUUUCAUUAUAACAUCAAUUAAGAAAACGUGGAUUUCUGAAAAAUUGGACUCAGUUUUCAAACAAUACAUUCGUAAAUGGCUUGAG
Messenger RNA from Paramuricea clavata, 837 nucleotides. The record is from the annotation of a GenBank genome assembly. Lineage: Eukaryota; Metazoa; Cnidaria; Anthozoa; Malacalcyonacea; Plexauridae.